This is a messenger RNA of Pongo pygmaeus (Bornean orangutan), 1222 nucleotides long. Its product is annotated as filamin A-interacting protein 1-like. The transcript has 5 exons. Lineage: Eukaryota; Metazoa; Chordata; Mammalia; Primates; Hominidae. The record is from RefSeq and is a predicted model, not a curated record. Bases 455 to 1222 code for a protein of 255 amino acids.
ACACACAGACAUGCUCACGGAGCCUGUGCCUGCCUCUACUUGUCUGCUCUGGGCAGAUGGUUCCUGGCUUUUGGGUCACCUCAUCCUGCAGCCCAGUCCAGUUAGAACCUUUCUUCCACAGAGACUGGCAAGCUGUGGGGUAAGGGUUUUGGUAAGGCUGCCUGUCUUCAGAGCAUGAAGGACACUGCCCGGAGAGGGAAGAGGGCAACAUUUAGUGUUUGGGCCUACUUGUUGUUGGGCUCCCCACUGCCUCUCCUUUGCAGAGCUAUCACUGGCCCCUGGUUGCAAACUCUCGGUGGCUUUCAAGCCUACAAAACAAAAACUGAGAGGGUGUCCAAAAAGAGAAGAAGAAAACACUGUUGUUGGUCCUGGAUUCCACUGUUGGAUUUUGGCGGGGAUGAGAAGAAGGAAUUACCAGGCGUGAUCAACAAAGGUACCUGCACGGCUUUAAAGAAUGCGUUCCAGAGGCAGUGAUACCGAGGGCUCAGCCCAAAAGAAAUUUCCAAGACAUACUAAAGGCCACAGUUUCCAAGGGCCUAAAAACAUGAAGCAUAGACAGCAAGACAAAGACUCCCCCAGUGAGUCGGAUGUAAUACUUCCGUGUCCCAAGGCAGAGAAGCCACACAGUGGUAGUGGCCACCAAGAAGAAGACCUCUCAAGAGAUGACCUGUUAUUUCUCCUCAGCAUUCUGGAGGGAGAACUGCAGGCUCGAGAUGAGGUCAUAGGCAUUUUAAAGUCUGAAAAAAUGGACCUGGCUUUGCUGGAAGCUCAGUAUGGGUUUGUCACUCCAAAAAAGGUGUUAGAGGCUCUCCAGAGAGAUGCUUUUCAAGCGAAAUCUGCCCCUUGGCAGGAGGACAUCUAUGAGAAACCAAUGAAUGAGUUGGACAAAGUUGUGGAAAAACAUAAAGAAUCUCACAGACGAAUCCUGGGACAGCUUUUAGUGGCAGAAAAAUUCCAUAGGCAAACCAUAUUGGAGUUGGAGGAAGAAAAGAGAAAACAUAAAGAAUACAUGGAGAAGAGUGAUGAAUUCAUAUGCUUACUAGAACAGGAAUGUGAAAGAUGGAGUCUAGCUCUGCUGCUGAGGCUGGAGUGCAAUGGCAUGAUCUUGGCUCACUGCAACCUCUGCCUCCUGGGUUCAAGUGAUUCUCCUGCCUCAGCAUUCCAAGUAGCUGGGAUUACAGGCACCUGUCAUCGUGCCCAGCUAAUUUUUGUAUUUUUGUAG